Molecule: messenger RNA, 2811 nt
Organism: Trematosphaeria pertusa
Lineage: Eukaryota; Fungi; Ascomycota; Dothideomycetes; Pleosporales; Trematosphaeriaceae
Product: glycoside hydrolase family 3 protein
Exons: 2
Coding region: 175-2811 (878 amino acids)
Biological process (GO): glucan catabolic process
Molecular function (GO): beta-glucosidase activity
Source: RefSeq, a predicted model, not a curated record
CGAAAUUCUAAAAUCCAGCAAUAGCGCAUCGGACUUGAUCAAAAAUGAUGUUGCCUCCGAGCUUGGUAUCACUAUGGCUCUUGCGGGGUAUUGACUAUAUGUUGCUAACAUACUCCAACAUUCUACAGGCCUGCGCUGCGAUUCCUCGCUGUCCAUUCUUUCAUUUCGUUUCCCAUGUCCAGCUCCAACGUCUUUGCCAUGCUCUCCUUACUGUUAUUGUCUAUUUCGUCUUGCGCCGGAGCGGCGGCUAUCGACAAACGUUUACCAGUUCCGGCAGGUUAUGUCGCUGCCCCUUAUUAUCCUGCUCCUCAUGGAGGAUGGACGUCAGAUUGGUCGGAAAGUUACCGGAAAGCCUCGCUUCUCGUUCAAAACAUGACCUUGGCUGAGAAGACUAACAUUACCGCCGGUACUGGCAUUUACAUGGGCCGGUGCGUAGGGAACACAGGAAGCGCUUUGAGGGUUGGCAUACCUCAGCUUUGCCUGCAGGACGGCCCUCUCGGCGUUCGGAAUACCGAUCACAACACGGCUUUUCCACCUGGUAUCACGACGGGCGCCACAUGGGACAAGGACUUGAUGCAUGCACGUGGCGUUGCGCUAGGAGAAGAGUUCAGAGGAAAGGGUAUCAACGUCCAUCUGGGGCCUUCUGUAGGACCCUUGGGAAGGAAGCCGCGUGGAGGAAGGAAUUGGGAAGGCUUUGGAGCGGACCCGGUGUUGCAGGGAUUUGGAGGCGCGCUCACCGUGGAAGGCGUUCAGAGCGUCGGUGUGAUUGCGACUAUCAAGCACUUCAUCGCCAACGAGCAGGAAAUGUAUCGGAUGUACAACUUAGUCCAGCCGGGGAUUUCAUCGAACUUGGACGACCGAACACUUCACGAGCUCUAUCUCUGGCCAUUCGCCGAAGGCAUCAGGUCAGGAGUUGGCGCAGUCAUGAUUGCUUACAACGCUGUCAAUGGGUCGGCCUGCUCUCAGAACAGCUAUCUCAUGAACGGAAUUCUGAAGGACGAGCUUGGCUUUCAAGGCUUUGUCAUGUCAGACUGGCUUGCGCAGAUCUCAGGAGUCUCCUCGGCAUUGGCCGGCCUUGAUAUGACUAUGCCAGGCGACAUACACACCGUUCCUCUUGUACUCGGCGAAUCGUACUGGAUGGACGAGUACUCCAGGGCCAUAUUGAACGGAUCCACGCCUGUUGACCGAUUGAAUGACGCGGUUACGCGCAUUCUGGCGGCGUACUUCCAAAUGGGUCAAGACCAGAACUAUCCGCCGCCCAACUUCGACACCAACACGCAAGACGCUGAAGGCCCUCUUUACCCGGGAGCUCUCUUCUCCCCGACAGGUGUCGUCAAUGAAUUUGUUGAUGUGCAAGGGAACCACGCCGAAGUGGCCAGGGAAAUUGCUCGAGACGCGAUCACUCUGCUCAAGAACAUCAAUGGAACCCUGCCGUUGUCCGGAAACGCCACUCUGAAGGUGUUCGGCACCGACGCGGAGAAGAAUCCCGAUGGUAUCAACUCUUGCUCUGAUCAGGGCUGCAACAAGGGAACGCUCGGCAUGGGCUGGGGCAGCGGUUCAGCACGCUAUCCGUAUAUGAACUCACCGAUUGAUGGUUUGAACACUCGCGGAGCGAACUACCAAUUCUUCAACACCGACAGCUUCCCCUCGAACUCUAACCCAUCACCGUCGGACGUCGCCAUCGUCUUCGUAACCGCAGACUCCGGCGAGAACUAUAUCACCGUAGAAAACAACCCAGGCGACCGGACCAGCUCAAAUCUCAACCUCUGGCACAACGGGGAUCAGCUCAUAAAAGACGUUGCCGCCCAAUAUUCGAACGUCAUCGUCAUCGUCCAUACGGUUGGCCCAGUCCUCUUGGAAGAAUGGCACGAUCUCCCCUCCGUCAAAGCCGUCCUCUUUGCGCAUCUUCCUGGCCAAGAAGCCGGUGAUAGUUUGAUGCAAGUCCUCUUCGGCGACGUCUCCCCGUCAGGCCAUCUUCCCUACACGAUUCCCACAUCCGAGGACGACUACCCUGAGAGCGUCGGCCUCGUCUACUUCGAAGUCGGCCAGCCGCAAGACACGUUCACUGAAGGGCUCUACAUCGACUAUCGCCACUUUAACAAGGCCGGAAUCAAGCCGCGCUACGCUUUUGGUCAUGGCCUCAGCUACACGUCCUUCUCCUUCUCUAACGCAACCAUCACGCCCGUCACACCUUUGACUGCAACACCGCCCACUCGUCCCGCGAAAGGCGAGACGCCGUCGUAUCCAACUACGAUCCCUCCAGCAUCUGAAGCCUACUGGCCCGAUAACUUCAAUCGCAUCUGGCGCUACCUGUACUCGUGGCUCGACAAGUCCGAUGCCGAUGCCGCUGCAGCAGCCGCAAACUCAUCCGCCACAUACCCGUAUCCAGAAGGCUACUCCAACGAGCAGAAACCCGGUCCUCCUGCUGGCGGUGCUCAAGGUGGCAACCCCGCGCUUUUCGACGUCGCCUACGAUGUCUCGGUCACGAUCACUAAUACGGGAAGCAGAGCCGGAAAGGCGGUCGCGCAGCUAUACGUCCAGUUCCCAAGCGGCAUUUCGUUUGAUACUCCCGUCAUUCAGCUUCGUGACUUUGAGAAGACGGCAGAGCUCGCAGCGAACCAGAGUCAGACGGUGCAGAUGCGUGUUACAAGGAAGGAUCUCAGCGUCUGGGAUGUCGUGUCGCAGAACUGGAUCAUUCCGAGCGUGGACGGGGAAUACGGUAUCUGGAUUGGAGAGAGUUCGGACACUCUGGCGCUGAAGUGCAGUACGGCGUCUGGAAGCUGCACUGGGAAUCAGACGAGCCCUGUCUAG